CUGAGGUGGAUGAGGGGCAGGUCGGCUCCGCCCUCAUCCAGAUGUGCUCCUCGUUCCUGCCUCCUCAGUCCACUGCUGGCUUCAGCAGAGUGCGCAGCCUCGGGAAGUCAACAGGAGGAUACACGGACAGCAACACUUGAAGUGUAAACAACGAGGAACUGCCUGCUGUAUCAGAGGUAUGCAAUCGGCAGGAUUUUACUCGAUCUAAUGACUCUGUCGGUAAUCCGCGAAACCUGAGCGGUGCGUCGGAGCUGCGUCCCGGAGGGUUUGGAUUCACCUGGACUGGCUGCGCCGCAGAGCUGAUGGAGAGAGGCAGGGCUGAGCACAGAGCUUCAUCCACUCUCUGCUGACUGGGAGCGGUCUGCUCUCACACGACCAGCUUUUUUGAAGAGAUUCGAGUUGCUUUUUCUUCCUGUAGACACAAUAACCCGUUGGAGAAAAGAAACCAUUUUUUACGGGAAUGGGAAUGUAACCGGUGUCCACAUGCGUCUGGAAGUGGCGUGAGGUUACCUCCAGCUUGAGAAGAGCAAACUACAGGGGCGUGUGGUUAAUUGAAAUCGACCUGGUGGUCUCCUUUUUUUGAAUGUAAAGAAGCAGCAACAGAGGUUUCUUUCUCCUCUCCUCUCCUCUCCUCCUCCCCCCUUCCUCUCACCUCCAACAUGACUUCACUGUCGGGGACUAAGGAGAGGUCUGUGAGCAGCAGGAGCAGAAAAUAUGGGAUGCCCGACACCUCCCCAACCAAAUCUGCCUCCUUUUUCCCGGAUACAUGGUACCGAAAGGCCUACGAGGAAACCACCCGCUCCAACACUCGUCCCGCCCCCGAAGGUGCUGGCUCCAUGCCCAGUUCUACAGGCACCCCUUCCCCAGGAUCAGGGAUCUCCUCACCAGGGUCCUUCUCUGGAUCACCAGGGACCAUCUCUCCAGGGAUUGGGACAGGAUCACCGGGCUCCCUAGGUGGCUCCCCGGGGUUUGGGACAGGCUCGCCGGCUUCAGGCAGUGGAAGCUCCCCCGGUAGUGAAAGAGGGAUAUGGUGCGAGAACUGCAACGCUCGGCUGACAGAGCUGAAGCGACAAGCACUGAAACUGCUCAUCCCUGGACCUUAUUCCAGCAAGGACCCAUCAUUCUCACUCCUCGUCCAUGACAAGCUUCAGGUGCCCAACAGCUCUCGGCGAGCGUGGAAUGAGCGUGACAGUCGGUGUGAUGUCUGCACCACUCACCUCACUCAGCUCAAACAGGAAGCUGUGCGAAUGGUCCUGACUCUCGACCAGUGGGAUUUGUCUCCCACCUCUUCCCCUCCACCCCUGACUGGACGAUACGGAUCUCAAGGACCUCCGGGUCCAAUGGGAGCAUCUGGAGCACCAGGAGGCCCUGUGUCACGGGAAUGGCCUCCUCCUUUUCUUCCGUCCUCGUCCUCUUCAGCUGCUGCUGCUGCUCCUCAUUCAUCCUCUCAGUCCCCUUUCCCAAGCCCCAGUCAGACCCCAACACCAAGCCCAAGCCAUGGACCGUCCAACCCCAGCCAUGGGAGUCCUUCAGUGGGGCAAACAUCCAGCUGUGCUCCAACAAACCCACAGCCUCAAGGUGCAGGUCAUCGACUGGGGUCCAAGCCCAGCUCGCUGGGUCUUGGAGGUGGGGUGGACAGAAGGAACGGGUCCUCCAGUUCAGGAAAAACAGCCGGUGCCCAACAACAGCCGGUGACUGCAGUAAACAGCAGCCCCGGUAAUAAUGGUGGAAGCAGCAGUAGUAAUGGGAGUGGAACUGUACUCAGUACAGCAGCUUUGCAGGCACACCAGCACCUGAACCGAACCAACGGAGGAGUUACACUAUAUCCUUAUCAGAUCUCCCAGAUGAUCUCGGAGGCUUCUAGAGAAGGACUGACUGAAGCUGCUUUGAACCGCUACAACACAAACUCUCCUUCCCACACAAAUCCAUCGUCACACACAAACUCUCCGUCUCACACUCCAGCUGUAACCACCACAGCCCCAACCACCACCUCCGCCGCUGCAUCUUUCUUUGCCAGAGCUGCACAAAAGUUGAACUUAGCAUCCAAGAAGAAGAAGCAGAAGACGGUGGCAGUCACAGCCCCAGUGGCGUCAUCAUCACUAUCAUGUGACCCACAUUUGUUCCCCACCAACUUCAGCUCCGCCCUAUCGAUGGCACCUCCUCCGGCUCCACCUUGCCUCCUCCGUGCAGCCAACAAGAUCAAAGAUACACCUGGGCUUGGAAAGGUGAAAGUGAUGGUGCGUGUCUGCCCAGUGUCUCAGUCUGACGCAGCAGAGUCCAGCUCUUUUCUGAAAGUGGAUCCCAGGAAGAAACAAAUCACAAUCAUGGACCCUUCAGCAAAUCAGACUCCAAGUGCUGUUUCUCAGAAGAGAGUAGGAGCCAAUCAGGUCCCUCCAAAGAUGUUCACCUUUGAUGCUGCGUUUCCUCCUGAUGCAUCACAGGCGGAGGUGUGCGCAGGAACGGUUGCCGAGGUUAUUCAGUCGGUGGUGAAUGGAGCAGAUGGCUGUGUCUUCUGCUUUGGACACUCCAAGCUGGGUAAAUCCUACACAAUGAUUGGCCGGGACACCUCUCUCCAGACUCUGGGUAUAAUCCCCUGCGCUAUCUCCUGGCUAUUUAAGCUCAUCAAUGAGAGGAAAGAGAAAACAGGAGCACGUUUCUCUGUUCGCGUCUCCGCUGUCGAGGUUUGGGGAAAAGAGGAGAACCUGAAGGAUCUGCUAUCUGAAGUGGCCACAGGGAGUUUACAAGAUGGACAGUCACCUGGAGUCUACCUGUGUGAGGACCCUAUCUGUGGCAUGCAGCUCCAGAACCAGUCGGAACUUCGUGCCCCGACGCCAGAAAAGGCAGCCUGGUUCCUGGAUGCAGCAAUAGCAGCUCGCCACAGCAGCCAACGCCCCAACACCACAGAGGAAGAACACAGGAAUUCACAUAUGCUGUUUACAUUACACAUAUACCAGUAUCGUAUGGAAAAGACAGGAAAAGGAGGGAUGUCAGGAGGUCGCAGUCGCCUCCAUCUGCUGGACCUGGGCAGCUGUGAUGUUAAAGUACUCGGAGGUGGAGGUGGCGGGAAAAGCAAGGAGAACUCCUCACCCAGCUCGGCCCCUCUGUGCCUUUCUCUGUCUGCCCUCGGCAACGUGAUCUUGGCCCUGGUCAACGGGAGCAAACACAUCCCAUACAAGGACAGCAAGCUGACCAUGUUGCUAAGGGAGUCGCUAGGCAACAUGAACUGCCGGACCACCAUGAUUGCUCACAUCUCUGCCUCACCCAGAGAUUUCUCAGAAACCCUCUCCACCAUCCAGAUUGCUUCCCGGGUCCUCCGCAUGAAAAAGAAGAAAACUAAAGUGACUGUGCAAUACACCUCCAGCUCAUCUGGAGGAGAAAGUUCUUGUGAGGAGGGUCGCAUGCGUCGGCCAACCCACCUGCGGCCUUUCCAUCACCGUGGCGACACCGACUCUGAUCUCCCGUUGCUGCGACUAUCCAGUGACCCUGACGAAUACUCCAGCAGCGAGCAGUCAUGUGACACUGUGAUCUACGUGGGCCCAAAUGGAGCUGCGGUGUCAGAUAGAGAGUUGACGGACAAUGAGGGACCACCAGAGUUUGUACCGAUUAUUCCUGCUUUGCUUCGAGGAAAAACAUCAGAGCAGCAUCAAGCACAAAGUCAAAGUCAGGCAGCUGGAACACAGCACAAGGUGCAGUGUCAGCCAGACGAACAGCCCAGUGGCCCCUCUCAGCCUCAGCCCUCUCAGUCUCUGCUCGGUCAGCCGUUGGCCCCUGUCCCAGAGGAAGGAGCUGAGUGUCUGAAGUGCAACACCUUCGCUGAGCUGCAGGAGAGACUGGACUGCAUUGAUGGCAGUGAGGAGGUGGCAAAAUUUCCCUUUGAGGAGGUUCCAGCAAACAAACAAGGGACCAAACAAGAGUCAUGUCUAUCUUCAUCUGCUCCUGCCUCUGCUUCUGGUUCUGCAGCUGUGUUGGAUACGGAAGACAAAACAGGCUCUGCUUGUGCUGUAGGAGGAGCAUUGCAGGUCUUCUCCUCACCAGCAGCAGCAUCCAGGAGGAGGACCAAUGACCAGCAGCUGCAGGACAUCAAGGAGGUGGUGGAGGAGGCUGAGUUGGCCCAGACGAUGAUCCACAGCCUUGCUCAGAGUUCUGGAUUCCCUAUAGUUACUAGUACCAGGAGUGUUACAGGCAGCAGCAGCAUCACCUCGAACCCCCUGCACAGAGCCAAGAGUUCCCACUUACAUGACAGCCAUGAGAGUCUGAACGUGGUGGGCAGUAAUACUGACGGGAAGACACGUCCUCUGGGUUCACCGCGCCUCGGCAUUGCUAGUCUGACCAAAACCUCAGAGUACAGACCUCCAUCCUCCCCAUCCCAGCGGUGUAAAGUGUACACUCAGAAAGGUGUGAUGCCGGCAACACCUCCUCUGUCCUCACACACUCUGGCUCAGGACGGCCAGGCCACAGAUGCUUUGACCUCAGACAACAGUUUGGCUGCAGACAGUGGCCGUUCCUCCACAGAGUCUCUGCUGUCCAGGACUUCUCCUGCAGGCAUGAGCCCACAGAUCCGAGAGCCAACUCCAUCUCUGUCUGCUAGCCUGGGCUCAGCCGAGACACUUUGUGAUGACGACGUACCACCGAUACCUUUGGAUACGCACAAGGAUGCCUCAGGACCAGCGCUGUCUGUAGGAACAGUUGGACCUCUCAUGCUCGGGGAGGAUGAGCUGGUAUACACUUUCGCUACUGAAGGCGAUGAGCACCUUGAUGUUGCUGAGAUGCAGGGUUUUGCCUGUCGUCCAACGAGCAUCAUCAGCUUCAACAGUGACUGUGGCUCUGCAAUUGCCCUCGUUUCAUCUCAGCCCGUCAGCGUUAUCAGUGGUGCUGCCUCAGACGGAGCCGUGCAGGAAUAUCAAAUUCCUGCAACCACCUCAGGAGUUACAGAGGUUGUUGCCAUGGCAGAGGUGGCAAUGGCCAAGCUGCGGAUAGAAGGUGAAGCCUUAGCAACAGGGAUGUCCAACUGUGGUUCACCCAUCUCCUCCUGGAUGAGUGAUCUGAGCAUGGGCAGUGAAGCCGAUCAGUCUCUCCACAGCUUCAGUCAGUCACAGAGUCAGCAAGGGGAGGCACUGGCUGAUCCUGAACCCAACCAGAGCUUUGGAGUAGAAGGUUACGAGAGCAGCGGCAGCCCAAGAAGAGGAAGUCUGGAAGGAGAGCUGGUGCUGUCAGAGAACCUGAGCGAUAAAGGUACUCCAACCAAAGACAGGCUGAGAAAGCUUCCUCCCUCAAUGGCUAAAACAAACAUCCAAAUUCUGGCUGGACCUGGAAACAUCUCUCCUUUCAAGAGCACCAUCAGCGUCCACCCCUGUGUGGCUGUCAAACCAAUGGUCAUGCAGGAACCCAGCAUCCUCUCCUCACCUACAAGGACCAGCCUAAUGAAAGACCCAGUCAAAUCCAAUGCAGCACUUUUAGCUUCUAUUUCUAGCGAGAUGAGCUUUGAAGACCCCUGGUUGAAACGUGGUACGGAGGAGGGAAGGAGCAGGGAGCUUGUGUGCGAAGUGAAGCCAGAGAAGAGGGAGGUCGAGCAGUCAAAGAGCCACGCAGGAGAGAGGGCUGGGAGUGGAGAGUAUCGGAGCUCCUGCAGGGAAGGUGGGGAUCAUGGCAGCUCUAGUUCAGGUGGAGAAGUGGCGUCAUCUCCAGACUCCUUUAAGAGAGUGGUGGAUGGCUGUGAGAUGGUCGCUGUUGUUGUCCAAGGUGAAUGCCUGACUAGCAUCUACAGCCCAGAUAUCCACCGCACAGCGAGUCUGCCCCGCGGGUGGCACCGCCUUAAUCGACACGAUGGCUUGGACAAUGGAAAUGAGUACCGUAAUCUUGGCGUCACCACUUCAACUCCCUGCAGCCCUCGUGCCACACUUGACCGCUGGGGAUCAAAUGGAAAACAGGCUUUUUUCUCCCACAAGAAGGGGGGGAUCCCACCUCUGCCACCGGUACGAAAGUCCAGCCUUGAGCAGCGAAACAGGGCAGCCAGUCCUCUCCACCAGCCCAGCCAUGGAGUCUCAUCGCUGGGGAGCUCAGCAGAUGAUGCAGCGGUGUCAGCAUGUGGCUCUGCAGGAGCUAUUCGGCAGCGAGGCUCCAGCAUCGACAGCAGUAGACUCUUCAGCGCCAAGUUGGAACAGCUUGCAAACAGAACCAACUCUCUGGGCCGAGUCCACAGCUCGCACAGUGGUUCCCAUCACUAUGACUGCUUCUCCCUGGAGAGAGGCGAGAGUCUUAGAGGAGGAGGAGGAGCGAGGGGGGACAGCACCAUGCCUCGCACUGGACGCAGCCUCACCCGUGCCGGAUCAGUAUCUUCUCCCACUGGUAACAAUGGCAGCCCUGGUUUUAGUGGCAGUCCUGGUCCGAGCAGCACUCCACAGUCACCAGCCAAGACCAGCAGCCAGUCAAAGAUCUCAGCGGUCAGUAAGCUACUGAUGACCAGCAGUCCUAAAGCCAGGAGUCUAUCUGCCUCCAGCACCAAGACGCUGAGCUUCUCUACCAAAUCUUUAAGUCAAACUACCAGCCGCAGCUCCAGCCUUCCUCCUAAUGGAAAGCCCCAGAAUUCAGUCCAGGGCCCUCUACAGCAGCAGCAGCAGCAGCAGCAGGGACCCUCCCCCGGAUCCUGGUCUACACAGUCUCUGAGCCGCAGUCGAGGGGGAAGCUUGACUGCCAAGCUGCCUCUCCGGGCUGUAAACGGUCGAAUCUCAGAGCUCCUCCAGGGAAGUGCAGGCUCCCGUUCUAGAAGUCACUCCCAGGGAGGAGGCACAGAUCCAGCAGACGAACGAGGAGUUGGAGGGGCAAGUGGAGGGGGAGGUGGAGCAGGAAGUGGUGGAGGUGACGGUCUGGGAGAGGAGAGAGCAGCAGUGGUACAAACUCUGCCUUCUCCCUACAGCAAGAUCACAGCUCCCAGAAAACCACACCGCUGCAGCAGCGGCCACGCGAGUGACAACAGCAGCGUACUGAGUGGUGAGCUCCCCCCGGCCAUGGGGAAGACGGCCUUGUUCUACCACAGUGGAGGCAGCAGUGGCUACGAGAGCAUGCUGAGAGACAGCAGCGAAAACACAGGAAGCACCUCCUCUGCUCAGGACUCCCUCAGUGAGCACAGCUCUGCCACCACCUCCUCCCGACGGAGCUCCAAGAGCAGCAAGAAGAGCCGGAGCAACACAGGUCUGCAGCGUCGUCGUCUGAUCCCGGCACUGACUUUGGACUCUUCUUCUUCAUCACCUUCUCACCGCUCCUCCAAACAGGCUAUCACUUCCUCUUCCUCCUCCUCCUCCAGCCCCGGUGCAUGCUGGGUAGAUGGUCCACUGGGCCCUCCUGCACCCUCAAACCUACGAGGCGCAACUGCGACAACCGAAACCUUUGAGAUCAAGGUGUACGAGAUAGAUGAUGUGGAGCGACUGCAGAAGAGGCGGGACAAAGGAGGGAGUAAGGUGGUCUAUGUCAGUGCCAAGCUUCGUCUGCUGGAGCACCGCCAGCAGCGAAUCAGUGAAGUCCGAGCCAAGUACCAGUGUCUGAAGAAAGAACUGGAACAAACCAAACAGUACUUGAUGCUGGAGCCGCACAAGUGGACCACUGAGUUUGAGCUACAGCAGGUCUAUGAAGUGGACUCACUGGAGUAUUUGGAAGCUCUGGAAACUGUCACGGACAAACUGGAGACACGAGUCAACUUCUGCAAAGCUCAUCUCAUGAUGAUUACCUGCUUCGAUGUGUCCUCAAGGCAUCGGUAGACAGAUGGAGGGACGCAGAGUCAGACAUACAGCUGGACUCAAUUAGUGUUGAUGUUUGGACCUUUUGCCCCCUAAUUAAUCCAACACAUUUAGAAAAUAUCUCUUCAACAAAUAAAUCGCAUUGGAUGAAGGAGGGGCACAGGGAUGGACUGACUAUUUGAUCCUGUAUGUCGCCUCCUCCAGAUGUAGGUCAGCAGAAGGACAUACAGAGAUAAGCAACAGACCAACAGACAGAAGAGCUCAUAGAUUUUUUUGUGUUGGGGUUGAAAACAAUCCCAGAAACAGACAUUAAACAGCAUCUAAUGGACACUUUGAAAAACCAAGUGAUCAGCGAACAAAUAUAACUAGACUGCAAAGAAGCCUCUCAAACUGGGCAUUUAGGAAUGUAAGGAGAAGAAAAGGAGAAAGACAAACAGAAACUGCCAUUUUCUAAACACGGAAGGACAAAGGAGAACUGCAAGAGAAGAUCUCUCAUCGUUUUGGAAGAGCACUUUUUAAGAGUUUACAUAGCUGAGUCAUGGCUGUAAAUAGAGAGUGCUGACAACAGAGUGGCCUGGUGUUGUGCAGAAAGACAAGAGGACAAAGAAAAUGAUUUGGAUAAGUGCCUUGUGAACAUUUCAACAUACCAAGACCAAUUAUUUCUCUCUGAAUUUGUGAGUAAGUAUGGUGCUAGCAUAGAAAAAAAAGCCCACAAAAGAUCAGUAUCCUUGGAAAAUCUUUUAGUUUAUGGUCAUUUCUAAAUGUGAUGUUUUACUGUGGGUCAGUGUUUGACUAUAUGAUAAACUAAUAAUGUAUGUUUCAAUGUAUGGUCUUUGGUGCAUCGACGAGAAACUAAAAUGUUUUGAAGGAGACCUGCGGAACGUAACACCAAGUCCUCUUUGAAACCAUAAAACUGUUGCAAGGACCAAAAAUCUAAAUUGAAAAACAUACACAUCUUUUUUCCAAGAGUUAUGUGUGUUUAAGCCGGAAAAAAAGAGAGAUUCUUGUCGUGUCGUUUUUUUUAUCUUGACUUUACUCACAAACAUCGGAAUUUUGACCCUCUGUGGCAUUCAUACACUAUCUCCCCUGAUACAGAUAUGAUGGCUUUUUCAUGUUCACAAAGCAAUGACAUGUCUGAGUCACACAUGAGUGGAAAUGAAAAUGUCUUCUCUGAUCCAGUGUUAAGUACAUCCAUCGACUGACUGACAGGCCGACUGUCUGUUCUUUGUAACUGUGUUGUUCUGCUCUAUUCUAGAAGAAACCGAAUGAUUCGUCAAUGUGUGUGUUUUAUAAUAAGGUAUCCUUUUUUAUUUGAGUGCAAUGGGACCAUGUAGAGCCUAUUUAUAACAAUAGGAUAAUGAAAAAAGGGUAUAAAGAGAUAUUUAAAAAUAAAUAAUGAGGACGGCACAGGUGCUGGGUACACCCAGUGAUAGAAAGUAUUUAAAUUUCAUAUUAUUGGAACAAAGUGGUGAAUUUAGUCUGAAAAUACGUUGAGAUUACAAUUAUGGGUUGACUGAGUAGUCCCAGCAUUGUGUCCCAACACUGUAAAGAAACAAAUACAAAAAUAUAUAAAGAAAUGAAAGAAAAUUCCUGAAAGAAAAGGUGAUGGCCGGUUUAAAAGGCACAGAUCUCUGCCUGGUUCCAUUUUUUUGGGAUGGAUAGCAACACUUAAAAUUUGUUAAUAUUAUUAUCUAUGGUGCUUGAGAUGUUUAUGAUCUAAAUGUUUGUACAAAUAUAAAUAUAUGGAAGAGCCUGUUUCCCUCUGAAAUACAGAACAAAAUGCUUCAAAUGCUUCUUCUACAUCGCUGCCAUCAUGUCUGUUGUUCUCAGUAUCACCACCCUCUCCUCUGAGUGGCUUCGCAAGCAGAGAGCAUUCUGGGAGACGCUGUUAAUAAUCUCUGAGGUAACAGACACUGACUUCAGAGGAGUGGAAAUGCUGUAAUGACAUCGGUAUGAUUUGUCAAAAGCGUCGCGGUGCUAAAUUUAUCUCUCUGCUAAAGAGCACAAACGCUGUUUUGUUCCUCUGGACGGACGCAGAAGCAGAAAAUAUGCAGUUAACUGUGUGAGGUUUGAUCUUUGCAUGGCUGUGUAGAGAAGUAACAGCUUUUCAUUUCACGUGGCGUCCACCUGCAGGGACAGACAGGAGAUGAUCCAGAGGGAAAUUACCCCAAACGCUUUUGACAAACUGGACCUACAAAGUGUUUCCACUAGAGGCAGCCUCGAUCAUUUUCCUGUUUUUAUCUCCCAGUUCACCGUGCAAGUCAUGAAUGAAAGUUUAUUUAUUUGAGCUGAAGUCGCUAAUUAAUGUUCUUAUUUAUUUACACCUUAUGAUCUUAAAAAGUUACUAUGCAUUUCAGAAACAGAAAAAUUACUGUAUAUACUUCACUGAGCCCAUGUCAUAUAUAAAUAUAUAUACUGUGCACAUAUCAUAUAUGCGCUCAUUUUUAUUUUGUAUAUUUCUUUGGGUUGAUUUCAUUUGCUCCUGUUUUUCCUCUUGGGGAUUUUAAUGGGUUUCCUAAAACAUUCAUCAGUCGUGUGGCUCCAGAACAACAGUGGAUUCGAUACAAACCAGAAAUUCACUGUGACGGUUAAUGUGUUUUUUAUACAUGUGAAGAAAAAACAUGUAGUGUGAAGACAGCUGUGUUGCUUUAAGUGAAACGCCCGUGUCUUCUACAGUGUUACAGCCUUGUGUAAUCAGCAGUGGAUGUUUUGGGAAGCCCAGCCUCUGGACGAGCUCACGGCCUGUACUGUCCUGUCCAGUUAGAAGAUGCUAUGUGGGAGGUUUCCUUCCUGAUGUGUCACUGCCAAAUCUGUCAUGGUAGCGCUGUAUAAUUCAAGCAAUAAUUGAAAAUCUCAUGGAGUUUUGGUGUCUGCAUAUUAUUUAUAGGAAACAUAUUAGUCCUUAUAAACUAUGCAGAGUGCUUUAAAUCUGAUAUUUCGCCAAACAGAAGAUGUAAUGUUAGGUUUAAGGACAAACAGCAAAAUAAAACAUGGACUAAGGAACAAAUUGACAUAUAUGCUGUUAAAGGAGCAUUCAAGAAUUAUAACGUGUUAUCUGGAAACCUGGCGCAUAGCAUCUUUAAGUUCUUAAGGAGUACUGUGUGUUAAAAUCUGAGUCAGACCACAUUUACCAAAAACAGAUGUUCUCAUUGGUAUUAAGACUCAACUUUAGUCCCUCUGAAGACAGAGAUUGGAAAAUCUCCAGAUAACUGAUUAAAACCAGUUUUCUGUUUGUUCUGAGAUGUACCCUUCAUAACUGUCCUUGGUAAUUCUCUUAGGAAACAGCUCCACUUCAUCAGUGCAAAUGAAAGGAUGUGACUGUGUAUGAGCUGUUUCCAUGAUUCAAGAUUACACUGUCCUCUGCAGAAGUACUGUUUUUGAGAGAUGUGGUCUGACACAUUGUGUUGAUGGAGGAGUUAGAUGGAGGGAUGUAAAUAAAGGAAUGUACUGAAAGAG
This is a messenger RNA of Acanthochromis polyacanthus (spiny chromis), 11186 nucleotides long. RefSeq names its product kinesin family member 26Ba (gene kif26ba). The transcript has 28 exons. The record is from RefSeq and is a predicted model, not a curated record. Gene Ontology annotation, molecular function: microtubule binding; microtubule motor activity; ATP binding. Lineage: Eukaryota; Metazoa; Chordata; Actinopteri; Pomacentridae. Gene Ontology annotation, biological process: microtubule-based movement. Bases 660 to 7751 code for a protein of 2363 amino acids.